This is a messenger RNA of Dalotia coriaria, 1112 nucleotides long. Its product is annotated as dual oxidase maturation factor 1-like. Gene Ontology annotation, cellular component: endoplasmic reticulum membrane. The transcript has 5 exons. Bases 1 to 1008 code for a protein of 335 amino acids. The record is from RefSeq and is a predicted model, not a curated record. Gene Ontology annotation, biological process: protein transport. Lineage: Eukaryota; Metazoa; Arthropoda; Insecta; Coleoptera; Staphylinidae.
AUGGUGGAGGAGCAAGAAGAGAGCAGCAGCAGGAGAAAAAAACGUAAAUUUUUAGUUGGUAACUUUGGUCAAGAAUGGGAAGUAGCCCAUAUACACUCAAAAACAGCUUAUAAAGCAGGUACAAACGCUGAAAUCGACGCAGAUAUCGGUGUUAAAAUUGGUUUAAGAUCAGUUAACAUCACUUUAAAAAGCGACGUGGAUUCGACGUGGGGCGCAUUAAAAGGAGAAGUUAUCAAUUACAACGAACGUUUUGAGUGGACAUGGGAGCAAGGACGUUUUGGUUUUGGCCCAUAUGCUGGACACUUUCAGCAGGAGUUUCGAGCUGCACAAUAUCGAGGUGUACCUACACCAAUACUCUGGAUAGCUGAUUACUUUGUUAUCGACGGUGAAGGACAACGAUUUGGGCGAUUCUAUCGCACAGCAGGAUGGUACGCACAUAUUUCCAUGUGGAGUGCAUUCCCUUGCUGGAUUAUAGCUAAUAUAUUAUCCAGAACUGUUUUGAGGUAUUGUGGAUACUCACUUGGUCUAUGUGGCUUCUUUCAACUGAUGGCAAAUCUCCUCUGGGUAUUAAUCAAGAACCCAAAUCCUUUGGUAAUACCAUUUGAAGAUGAUACACUUGUAACAAAAUACGGUGGUAGUUUCUGGCUGACAUUCGUGUCUGGAAUCAUCUGUAUCACACUGUGUAUUGUUAUUGUCAUCGCUGAUAAUCAAUGGACUUAUCAAUUGCACAACUUCUUCGGUUUGUCAGCUUUGAACAGCACAGAUGAGAAAUAUUUAACUUAUGAUGAAGUACAGAAGUAUGAUGAUCACAAAAAACAAAAGACAAAUGGUCCUGAAGAUCUCGAAAUGUUGGUUAGAAUGCGUCCCAAUAUUGCAGAUCGUCACAAUAAAAGAGAAUCGGUUGUUGUUCGAGUUCGCAGGAAUACAAAUUCAGUUCUAAGACCGCCUGUUCCUCCAAAACGCAAACCUGCACGUGCUGCACCUCCCCGCCAGUAUAAAAACAGAUAAAAUCGAAAAUUUAUUCAAAUAAACAUAACAAUUGUCACAAACCAGUUUAUCACUUCAACUUAAUAGAUGCUUUCACAAUAAAUAUUACGUUAACUUAUUCUGAA